CAUGCGCACUCGGCCCUUGUUGUUGAGUUUGUUAUGACAAGUCGAGGCCUCGGACUAAAUUAGGAAGCGAAGCCCCUGUUUCUGUCCGGGCGAAUCGGAAGAUGGAGGGCAUGGAACUGGACCUGGAUCUGGACCAGGAGCUCAUGCAGAAAUUCAGCUGCAUGGGAACAACAGACAAAGACAUCUUAAUCACGGAGUUUCAGAGGCUGCUCGGCUUCCAGCUCAACCCCGCCGGAUGCGCCUUCUUUCUGGACAUGACCAACUGGAAUUUACAAGCAGCCAUCGGAGCCUACUAUGACUUUGAGAGUCCCAACAUCAGCGCGCCGUGCAUGUCCUUUGUGAGUGACGUGACGAUUGGCGAGGGAGAAUCAGUUCCACCGGACACACCUUUCACGAAGACCUGGAGAGUACAGAACACAGGUCCAGAGUCAUGGCCUCCCGGUGUUUGUCUGAAAUAUGUCGGAGGAGAUCAGUUCGGUCAUGUAAACAUGGUGAUGGCGCGGUCUUUAGACCCUCAGGAGAUGGCGGAUGUCAGUGUGCAGAUGCAGAGCCCUGCGGCUCCUGGCAUGUACCAGGGCCAGUGGCGGAUGUGCACAGCCACCGGACUGUACUUUGGAGAUGUAAUUUGGGUGAUCCUGAGUGUGGAAGUUGGAGGCCUCCUCGGCGUCACACAGCAGCUUUCUUCUUUUCAAGCCGAGUUCAACACCCAGCCUCACCGCAGCAUGGAGGGAGACUACAACCCCUUCGCCUCGCCAGAGAAGAGCAAGUGCCCCAACAGCAACAACAACAGCCUCCACGAUGCCAGCGGACACAGAGGCCCAGAGCAACAUUGGCAGGGAAACCCCAACCAGCUGCAGCAAGAUCAGAAUGGACUUUCACACAACUCUGUGGAUAUAGUAGCAAACAGUCUACAAAGCAAUCUAUCAGUAGUAUCUUAUAACCAGGGUAUACAGGAGCCUUUUCCUUUUGGGCACUCUUAAAUCUUGGGACUUGUCACAGUGAAGCAGCACUGAACCUCUGGAGUCUGGUGUCACACCAAUACGAAAAAGAAGAUGCUUUAUCAGUAGCUGGUAAAGAGUGUGGAGAUUCAAAAAAAAACUUUAUGCAAAGACCAGCUACACUUUGAGAAACCAGAGGCCAACGCUCCGACGUGCAGCUCAACAACAUCCCACCACCCACUGUAUGCACGUGUGAAUGCUAAGUUAAAAAUGAGUGCUAUGAGUCUUUUGAGUGAUAACUUCUUUCUUUUUCUUUUUUCAGAUUUUUAGUUGUCAAGAGUGCAGAUGAAACAAUGAUGGCGUGUGUGUGUGUGUGUGUGUGUGUGUGUGUGUGUGUGUGUGUGUGUGUGUGUGUGUGUGUGUAUAUGUGUGUACAUUGUGCAACCUGAAAGAGAGACUAUGGAGGAAAAGCCAUUUAUUUUGCCAACUGAUUCUCCAGUUUCUGCUCUGACUCUUGGUAUAUUCAUUUGUUUUUUCUGGACCUGUUCCCUGUAACUGAAUCUAAAAAAUAUGGACAUCUCUGGAAAAAAAACCAUUGGAUAUCAUUAUUUAGUUUUUAUCUUUUGAUAUCCACUUAUUAUUAGAGAGUAAGAGGAACGGCCACAUGCUUUGGAAAUAUAUCCGAAGCUCCUUCAUGGCUGGUGCUUUAUGGGCAAUAAUUUUUACCUACAAUUUUUAAAAGGGACGCUCUUUCCUCCACUGGGGGGAGUGAGACCUUAUUCUAACAAACAGAAGAUAAGAGAAAACAGAUAUUUACAUUAUAUCUACGUUUAUUCUGCCUCACUGUACAGAGACAGUUAUGAUCUGGAUUCAACCAUUUUUAUUAUGCCUUCUAUAGUCAGGUACUUUAUAUAUAUAUAUAUUUGCAGAAUAUAAUGCAGUAUUGUGUUCAAAUAACACAGGUUAGGAGAAAAAAAGCAUCUAUGAAAUACGACAUUGAAUCCAAGCCAUAUGAAGAGUGGCAAAAACAUGACUUCACUUCAUAGGAUAAACAUAAAUGUUCUUUGUCACCCCAUUCUGAAUUUGAAAAGCUGUCCUAGAGUUUAUCAUAUUAACUUGAAUGUAUUUGAUGAAUGUAGUAGAAGAUCAUUAUUUGGAAACAUAUUCAUUUACCCAAAGACUCAACAUUGUAUAUUUGAAUUGAAGUGGCCGGUUUAUUAGUGUAAUUAUUGUUCUGAAUAUCCCUUUCUGUUGUUAAAAUGACGGUCACAUUAGAGUCCACAAUGUACUCCAGAUCCUUGUUGAUCGCUUCAGAUGCAAAUCAAACCGCACCAGUACCAUGACAGUGACAACCAGGUGUUUGCUGUGCUGCCGCAUAUCUACUUGCACUAACAGUCUAUCCAUGCCUGUCUGUGUCCCACAAAGACAGUUACAUCCUGAAGGGUUUGACUCUGACUUUAUCUCAUCAUCUACAGCCAGAGUGUGAGAACACCUCUCCAGGUAAACGCUCUUUUCAUUGUGGCACAAACUGUAAGCCCCAGGGUCACUGAGCUCUGACAUCAGGACAGUACUACAACCUGUGCAAACAUGUUCACGAAAUAAAUGUUCCUCCUGGCUCUCGAUGCCAAUUCAUCAGUAUAAUAUUUAGUUCUGAGUGUAGCAUCUCUCCGGGGUUUCCAUUGGCCAGAUUGCAGGAUGAAUCAGUUGGCAUUAGACUCAUACAACAGCACCUUUAUGAGAGUGAGGAAGUGCGAACAGAUGAAAGCUUUUUUCCCCCUGUAUGUUUGGUGAAUGUUUGUAUGAUUAAAUUAUCACUGAAACCUCAA
This is a messenger RNA of Eleginops maclovinus (Patagonian blennie), 2764 nucleotides long. Its product is annotated as protein ILRUN-like. The coding region runs from base 102 to 980 and encodes 292 amino acids. The transcript has 5 exons. Lineage: Eukaryota; Metazoa; Chordata; Actinopteri; Perciformes; Eleginopidae. Gene Ontology annotation, molecular function: protein binding. The record is from RefSeq and is a predicted model, not a curated record.